Molecule: messenger RNA, 2699 nt
Organism: Erpetoichthys calabaricus (reedfish)
Lineage: Eukaryota; Metazoa; Chordata; Cladistia; Polypteriformes; Polypteridae
Product: ADP-ribosylation factor-like protein 4C
Exons: 2
Coding region: 777-1430 (217 amino acids)
Biological process (GO): endocytic recycling; intracellular protein transport
Cellular component (GO): cytoplasm
Molecular function (GO): GTPase activity; GTP binding
Source: RefSeq, a predicted model, not a curated record
GGGCCCACACGGCCAUCACUAACCCGUCCUCUCUCCAUCUGAGAGUCUCUCUUGAAAGUAAACGGGAGCCGGCUUGUCCUCGGACGAAUGUAGGAUGUGGGUGGGGCUGUUGGCCAAGCCUGCAAGCAGCUGUAAGUUCAUGAAAAGAUUUGCAGCGUCUGGUUUCGUCCGCAUGCGCAAAGGUAAAGAGGCGGAGUAAGUGACGUUGCACCUACCUGAUUAUCUAUGCAUGCCAGGAGCUCAAGCAGCUGCUGAAUGAGGGAAGUUGGGAGUAUGAAAAUGCACACGGAGAUAUAACGUAGUAAAUUAAACCUGGCAGAAAAAUGGUACUGCUUAAUGUUGGAUGGACAUUCCUUAACAACUCAUCAUUCCAUUGAUCCGUUUCUAUUUUCUUUUUUUGGAAGAACACCGACCAGAUCGUACGGAAUUGAGGCACAAAGGCAGAUGCGGCUCUAGGUUGUGUUGCGGUUGGACUAAGAGUGACCGUGGGAAAUUUGUUUUAUUUAAUCUGCAGUUGGAUAAAACGGGCUGGCCGUGAUUCGGAGUCGGAUCUAUCUUGUAUUGCAGUUCUUUUACACCUACACCGAGUGAGCAGAGAUCGACGCAUGGUGAGAUGCCAGUUUGACCUCGCUCAGUUAAACAUUUAAUGAAAUGGCUGGCGCGGUUGAAAUAUUCUGUACGUUUCACACAACCUGCUGUUUUCCAAGGGAAUCCUUGAAGCAAGCGGAGUGAUCCUUUCACAUCCUUUCAUAACAACAUCAAAAUAUACAUAAAAAAUGGGCAACAGUCUAUCGAACAUGUCCGCUUUUCAGUCCUUGCACAUUGUAAUGUUGGGUUUGGACUCAGCCGGCAAAACCACUGUGUUGUACAGACUAAAAUUCAACGAGUUUGUGAACACCGUGCCAACGAUCGGCUUCAAUACCGAACGAAUCAAACUGAGUAACGGGGCCGCGAAGGGCAUCAGCUGCCAUUUCUGGGAUGUUGGGGGACAGGAGAAGCUGCGGCCGCUCUGGAAAUCCUACAGCCGCUGCACGGACGGCAUUAUAUACGUGGUGGACUCCGUAGACGUGGACAGACUGGAGGAGGCGAAAACGGAGCUCCAUAAAGUCACCAAAUUUGCCGAGAAUCAAGGGACCCCGCUGCUAGUAAUCGCAAAUAAGCAGGACUUGCCCAGAUCCCUGCCUGUUGCGGACAUUGAAAAACACCUUGCGCUCCACGAGCUCUCCCCCUCCACCAGCUACCACGUUCAACCGGCUUGUGCCAUCAUAGGCGAGGGGCUAACCGAAGGCAUGGACAAGCUAUACGAGAUGAUCGUGAAACGAAGAAAAUCGCUGAAGCAGAAGAAGAAGCAGCAGUCACAGCCGCCACCGCAGCGUUCAUACUGCGAUCGAGGUGCUGAGGAUUUCAGUCGCAAUGAACUUUCUGAAUGAAGCAUUUCUAGACCUGCAAACAUUUGUUUAAACAUUGAAAAUAUCGGGGAGAAUGAGGAAAUGGGAUUCCGCACCCUUUUAACCGAUAGUCCGAGGUUUCGUGCAGCAGCAAUGGGAAUGUCAUUUUCGGGGAAGCACACGCACCCCUAUAUUAGCAGAGCAGACGGCGGAGUAAUCGCAGGACGUGUUCUGCUGUCCAUUGAUUGCUUUAUUAAUGGUAUUCAUUUACUCUGCAGUGAUCCAUAUUUUGUUCCUGAAAUUAUUACUGACGUCACCCCCGAGUCACUGUCCAUUGAUUGGUGGGAUGUGUGUUUACAAAUCAAUUAAAAUAAUAACAUUUUAUUUAUUAAAAUGUGAAGAUAAUAGAUUUUCGUUUUUAGCAUAAUUUAUAUAGGAUGCUUUAUUUUAUUUUUUUACAGAUUGAGAAUUUCAUUGUGAAGAGUUAUUCUUGAUUUGCCUUUUUAUCUACCCUGUUAUGUAUCCACUUGUUUACUUUUUCACGCAGAUAACUUACAUGUUACAUUAUAAAUCUCUGUAAGUUAUGGUGUGCUGCUUGUGUAAAGAGCCUUGUGGUGGUCCCCGCCAUUUAAAGGAGUGAUAUGAAAAAGAAAUUGUCACAGUGAUGAUGCCUGUAUAUUACACAAUCCAGUAAAAACAAACACAUACCAAAUCCUAUGUGAAUGUUUAAUCCUGUAAGAGGUUAUAGGAUUUACAUAUACUGUAUAUAUUUCACAUGACUCAUUUUAAUCUUUUUGAAAUCCUGUUGGAUUUUAUGAGCUGGCAAAGAUGAUUUUUUGCCAGGUAACCUAAUGGAGGUGGUAUUCUGUAACUCACUAUUGUACUGUACAACUGCGUAUUGCCCGGGGCAUUCAUGAAACAGAGUUUAAUGUCCAAAUACUUGCAGAAAAAUAUGGUAUUGACUGUGGCACCAUUUCUGUGUAUUGAUUAUAUUAUUAUUAUUUUUUUUUUUUUGCACUUUUGUAGUACAACACUGUAAAAUGAAUAGUGGGUCAAAUGAUCCAAAAAACUACUGCAGUAUUUUUUAUAUUAAAGUAUUUAAAAUGUAUACACAUACGUUCUAAUGUUACUGUCUGAAACAACUGUAAGCAUUUCUAUGUUUUUCAUGUUUUGUACCUGGUAACUGGGCUAAUCCUGAUUACCUUAGCUUGUUUUCACCAGAUGCCAUUAAGUCAUUUCCUUUUAAGGCAUAUCAUUUGAUUUGUUUUUUCAAUAAAAAAAUGUUUUAGGAUAUUAUACAUAUCAUUCAAA